AUGGCGCGUCUGCCGGUCAUUGUAGGAUCUUUUAUAUUCACAGCUAUCAUGUUUGUGUUCUUCACAGGAACGGCUCCAACGAUAUCUCACAUAGAAAUCCCGCAGGCAAACCCAGGCAACGUUCAUCUUCUCAUACCAGCAUCAGGCAAGGACGAGAAUCUCUGUAAAGCCAUUGUUGGUGCUGCUAUCCUUGGCUAUCCAUCACCCAAGGUCCUCAACUGGGGAAAAACAUUCAAUGACGAACAUCUCGUCUCCGGAGGCUCCCACAUCGCAAAAAUUAGCGGUGUCUCAUCAUAUCUGGAGAGUCUUUCACCAGAGCAGGAUGAUGAUCUGAUCAUUAUGACGGACGGCUACGACACCUGGUUCCAACUCAGACCCGAGACACUCAUCCAACGCUACUUUGAUAUCAACCGACGAGCCAAUGAACGCAUUCGUCGCGAGCUGGGAGAUCAUGUCGCCGACAUCAACAGAAUCGAGCAGAAGAUUGUAUUCUCUGCACAGAAGAGAUGCUGGCCAUGGGCUGCCGACGCACCACCUUGUUACGCCGUCCCUAAUUCGACUCUUCCUGAAGACAUCUUUGGACCAGACACGGACACAGAUGUACACGACCAAAACCCAUACCUCAAGUUCCGCCCUCGCUACCUCAACUCAGGAGUCGUCGUAGGUACAGCGGGAGCGAUGCGUCUGCUCUUCGCCGAAGCUGUUGUUCGCGCAAAAAAAGAUCCCAACUUUGGUAGCGACCAGAACAUCUUCGGUUCCAUCUUCGGUGAUCAGGAGGUAUACCGUGAGGUUUUGCGACAGAGAGAUCAGUCCUGGUUUGGCCGCCAACACAGUCUUCGCAGCGACGAUCCUCGCAGAGACCUUUUCCACGAAAACGACCUCGAAGCUGUGAGAAACAUGACCCGCAGUUUGGAGUUCGGCAUCGGUCUCGACUACGAAGGCGCAAUCUCCCUUCCUACCGUUUUCUCCGAGGACGACACUGAGUGGGUCAACUUUGACAACAAGAUCUGGAUCGACUUUUUCAACUACAAACGCGACAUUGACGACGAACACAACAAACUCGUCAUCGCUCAAGAUAUUGCAAACACAGCUGUGCCUCUUCAGAGCAAUGGCACAGAUGGUCUCGAACUCAAGAACUGGUCUCAAGUGCCCCUCUUCACAAACGUACCCACUGGCUUCACACCAGCCAUCAUCCACCACAAUGCUCACCGUGACGGCAUGAAGAACCUGCGAACAAAGGUCUGGGACAAGAUCUGGUUCCAACCCUAUGCUCGCGUACUCAUGGAUCAGUAUAUGGACACCCCGCUCACGGCUCUGGCAGUCGCAGGCGGCAGAGAAUGGAGAAGCAGUGAUGAGUGGAAGGGUGGAGCCAGAGACGAUGUCGGCCAAUGGUUGCCAUACCAGGAUGUUUGCGGCGGCACUGAAACCGAAGUGUUCAGGGAUGGCAAGGGUCCUUGGAUGGCGAGUCGGCAUGUUUGA
Messenger RNA from Aureobasidium namibiae CBS 147.97, 1479 nucleotides. RefSeq lists its product as uncharacterized. NCBI's taxonomy places the organism in Eukaryota, Fungi, Ascomycota, Dothideomycetes, Dothideales, Saccotheciaceae. The record is from RefSeq and is a predicted model, not a curated record. The transcript is spliced from 2 exons. The coding region runs from base 1 to 1479 and encodes 492 amino acids.